AUGUCCAUCUCCCGCGAACAGCAAGCUCUGCUAAUCCAAGCUGCGAUCGAAGCCAAACAAGGUGCCUACGCGCCAUACUCGAAAUUUCGUGUGGGCGCAGCUUUGUUGGCAUCAGAUGGAUCGAUUAUCAAGGGUUCAAACAUAGAAAACGCAUCCUAUGGGGGAACCAUCUGUGCGGAGAGAACAGCGAUCGUCAAAGCUGUGAGCGAGGGCACACGCUCAUUUAUCGGAUUGGCCGUUACGACGGACGUUGCAGCAACAAUAUCCCCUUGUGGAAUCUGUCGUCAAGUACUCCGCGAGUUUUGCCCACUGAAGAUGCCCAUCUUCCUUGUGUCAGCGGCCUACGACCCUUCGCAAGAUUCCAGUACAGAUGAGAAGAAGACGUUGCUGGAGACGACAUUGGAGGGGCUUCUCCCUCACUCCUUUGGUCCCGAACAUUUGGAGAUACCGCGUCAGGGGUGA
Messenger RNA from Serendipita indica DSM 11827, 462 nucleotides. The record is from the annotation of a GenBank genome assembly. Lineage: Eukaryota; Fungi; Basidiomycota; Agaricomycetes; Sebacinales; Serendipitaceae.